GCAGUCAAGGUAUGUUUACCAAAAAAUGGCCAUGCUUUGAGUUUGAAUUAUUUUAUAGCGAUCUUUUUUACGAAACUUUAGGAGAGCUCGAUCCUCCUGUUUUAAAUUAAUAUUUACACCUUUCAUUCCACUGCUGCAUACACGACAACAAAAUGCCAAUCAAAUUUCUGGAGAUUAUCAAGCCGCUUUGCGGGAUCCUUCCUGAAAUUGCAAAGCCCGAGCGCAAAAUCCAAUUCAGGGAGAAAGUACUAUGGACGGCAAUUACGCUCUUUAUUUUCCUUGUCUGCUGUCAGAUUCCUCUGUUUGGAAUCAUGUCAUCAGAGUCCGCGGAUCCUUUCUACUGGAUUCGUGUCAUUCUCGCUUCCAACAGAGGUACACUGAUGGAGCUGGGUAUCUCGCCUAUCGUGACAUCGGGUUUAAUUAUGCAACUGCUGGCCGGUGCUAAGAUCAUCGAAGUGGGCGACACUCCGAAAGAUCGCGCACUCUUUAACGGAGCGCAGAAGCUGUUUGGCAUGGUAAUCACCAUCGGUCAGGCCAUUGUCUAUGUGAUGACGGGAAUGUACGGUGAGCCCAGUGAUCUCGGAGCGGGUAUCUGCUUGCUGAUUGUCAUACAGUUAUUUAUCGCCGGUCUGAUCGUGCUCUUGCUGGACGAGUUGCUGCAGAAAGGCUACGGUCUCGGGUCGGGUAUUUCUCUGUUUAUUGCCACCAACAUCUGCGAGACGAUUGUGUGGAAGGCAUUCAGUCCCACAACUGUUAACACCGGACGCGGAACUGAAUUCGAGGGUGCCAUCAUUGCUCUGUUCCACCUCCUGGCCACCCGCAAUGACAAGAUCCGUGCUCUGCGUGAAGCAUUUUACCGUCAGAAUCUUCCCAACCUGAUGAAUCUUUUAGCCACUAUUGUCGUCUUCGCGGUAGUGAUAUACUUCCAGGGUUUCCGUGUGGAUCUUCCCAUCAAAUCGGCUAAAUACCGUGGCCAAUACAGUUCCUAUCCCAUUAAGCUUUUCUAUACCUCCAAUAUUCCUAUCAUCCUUCAGAGUGCGUUGGUGUCCAAUUUGUAUGUGAUCUCGCAAAUGUUGUCCAGCAAAUUCGGGCAGAAUUUCUUCGUCAGUCUUCUUGGAGUGUGGGCCGACGUUGGCGAUAGUGGUCCAGCAAGAAGUUAUCCUAUUGGAGGAUUAUGUUAUUACUUCUCUCCACCAGAAAGUCUUGGUCAUAUCGUAACGGACCCGGUGCAUGCAGUGAUCUACAUCAUCUUUAUGUUGGGAUCUUGUGCUUUCUUCUCCAAGACCUGGAUUGACGUUUCCGGUUCGAGCGCGAAGGAUGUGGCCAAACAGCUGAAAGAACAGCAGAUGGUGAUGCGAGGACAUCGUGAAAAAUCUAUGAUUCACGAACUGAAUCGAUACAUCCCUACGGCUGCUGCAUUCGGUGGUCUGUGUAUUGGAGCUUUGUCCGUCAUGGCUGACUUCCUGGGUGCAAUCGGAAGCGGCACUGGAAUCCUCUUAGCCGUGACUAUUAUUUAUCAAUAUUUCGAAAUUUUUGUCAAAGAACAGAGCGAAAUGGGUGGCAUGGGCGCUUUACUGUUUUAAACUUGAACAUUGUAUGCUGGCUAUUUUUUAGCAGAAAAAAACAUUUUGUUCUUUUAAUAUGUAACCAGUUUGACAAUUCCCGCUGUAAAAAAAGUUAAUUUUUAAAUGCCACGGCCCACAAUUUACUUGGAGCUGAUAAUGGUUUUCUAUUGUACGUAUUUAUGCAACUUCGCUACAUCAUAUAUUUUUCCUUCUUCUCGGCCAAAAUACGGGCAGACGUUUUGGCGUCCAGGAACAAGCUGGCAACAGUUUGAAUGCUCUCCCGUCCGAUGGUGUCGACUCCCUGCACCUGGGCAUGCAGUUUUGCAGGAGUAAUAAGCUGAACGGCAUAUCUAAGGAAAACAAAAUUAUGAGAAACAUUAA
Molecule: messenger RNA, 1946 nt
Organism: Paramacrobiotus metropolitanus
Lineage: Eukaryota; Metazoa; Tardigrada; Eutardigrada; Parachela; Macrobiotidae
Product: protein transport protein Sec61 subunit alpha
Exons: 11
Coding region: 153-1583 (476 amino acids)
Biological process (GO): post-translational protein targeting to membrane, translocation; SRP-dependent cotranslational protein targeting to membrane, translocation
Cellular component (GO): membrane; Sec61 translocon complex
Molecular function (GO): signal sequence receptor activity; transmembrane protein transporter activity; ribosome binding
Source: RefSeq, a predicted model, not a curated record